This is a messenger RNA of Closterium sp. Naga37s-1, 910 nucleotides long. The record is from the annotation of a GenBank genome assembly. NCBI's taxonomy places the organism in Eukaryota, Viridiplantae, Streptophyta, Zygnematophyceae, Desmidiales, Closteriaceae.
AUGGGGGCACUAAUUGAUACGGUCAAGGAGGCGGUGGUGGCAGCUGUGAGAGCGGAGCUGGCUGCAAACAAGGAGGAGAGGGAUGAGUUGCAGCACAUGUUGACUGCGGUGGAGGAGAGGAAUUAUGCAACUGCUUCUCUAGUGGAGGAGUUGGCAGCAGUGAGAGAGGAGCUGGCUGGAUAUAAGGAGGAGGUGAAAGAGCUGCGGCUAAAGCUGACUGCUGUGGAGGAGAAGAAUGAGAUGACUGCUGCUGUGAUGGAAGAGAGGGAGGGAGAGCUGGCAGCAGUGAAGCGGGAGUUGGCUGAGCACAAGGAUGCUCUCAAGAAGUUGGAUGAUGACCUGCAAAUAAGCCAGAGUGGAGGCGAUGAAAAGACGGCGUGGGAGGCUAUCAAGUCAGCAUCACAAGCGACCCACCUGGACCUGCAGGGUCGCAAAGGUGUCUCAGACGCCAUGCUCGCCCAUGUGUCCACAAUGACCCAGCUGAAGAGCAUUCUCUUGCACCAUACCUCGGGCUUCAGUGAAGAGGGCAUCAAGCACCUCUACAGCCUGCCACGGCUGGAGUCGCUCGGCCUCAUAGGCACUGUCGAUUCAGACAGUGCCUUGGAAGGCAUUAGAUCCUUGACCAGUCUCAAGCACCUCGAUCUCCAAUCGACCAACGUGACCGAUGCUGGGCUGCAGCACUUGACAUCUCUCUCCUCUCUCGAACAUCUGUGGCUUUCAAACUGCAAGGGUGUGACGAAUGCUGGCAUGGUGCAUGUAGGGAAGCUGACAGGGCUUCAGUAUCUUGGUCUGAAUUGUAAGGCAGUCACGGAUGCAGGGCUGCAGCAGCUGACUGCCCUGACCAAGCUGACAAAACUCUAUACGUCAGAAGGGGAUUUCCUUGAGAACGAUGCUGCGCGCAGGCGGAUAG